CCGCUUGGUAAUUUGGUGCGUUUGCGUGCCAGUGGCAGUGCCAGUGCCUGUGCCAGUGACAGUCGAGAGAGUCAAGACGCUACCAGGCAGACUAGUCGCUGGAUGAGUCUCCGUUCGCGUCAUCGAAUUAUUAUAAUUAGCAUAGUUGGGGGGGACACAACCGCAGGCAGAUAAACGGCAUCGGAAUUUAUCGCAGCUAGUGGAAAUUUUGUGAAAACAAAAGCCGCUUUCGUAAGGGGAAAAGUUCCAGUUCCAGAGGACACGAAUAUGCCAGACUCCGACUCCGAAUCGGAGAUCCUGGCCGGCGCCACCGACGACAACGUCCCCCUGUGGACGGCUGGGAAUGUGAGCCAACUGCUCGGACCGGCACGCGAUCCAUUGGCCAUUGUGGUGCCGGUGACAGUCGUCUACUCGCUGAUAUUCCUCAGCGGCGUGGUGGGCAACAUUAGCACCUGCAUCGUAAUCAAGAAGAACCGCUCGAUGCACACGGCCACCAACUAUUACCUCUUCUCGCUGGCCAUCUCCGAUUUCCUACUGCUGCUCUCGGGCGUGCCCCAAGAGGUGUGGUUCAUCUGGUCCAAGUAUCCGUACGUUUUUGGCGAGUACUUCUGCCUGGGACGCGGUCUGCUGGCCGAGACCUCGGCCAAUGCCACCGUCCUGACCAUCACCGCCUUCACCGUGGAGCGCUACAUAGCCAUCUGCCACCCGUUCCUAGGGCAGGCGAUGAGCAAGCUCAGUCGGGCCAUACGCAUCAUCGGUCUCGUCUGGGCCCUGGCCGUGCUCACAGCCAUCCCGCAGGCGGCGCAAUUCGGGAUCAACAGCUACGCCGGCGUGGACAAGUGCGUGGUGGUGCGCGUCAUCGUCGAGCACUCGUUUCAGCUCUCCACCUUCAUCUUCUUCUUUGCGCCCAUGUCCAUCAUCUUUGUGCUGUACCUGUUGAUAGGCCUACAGCUCUACCGCUCCAACCUGAGCGAUGGCCCGGCCCCAGCUCUGGCGCCGUCCCGGAGGCCGCCGCUGAAGAGUGUGCAGUCGGACACUAUCCUGUACCGCUACGCCGGCUCCAACUCCGCGGUGAACAUCAAUGGUGGGGGAUCGGGCGCCCAGCUGAGCUCCGUGCGGGGUCGACUCAAUCACUAUGGCACACGGCGUGUGCUGAGGAUGCUCGUUGCUGUGGUGGUCUGCUUCUUCCUAUGCUGGGCCCCCUUCCAUGCCCAGCGACUGAUUGCCAUCUAUGCCCCCGCCCGGGGCGCCAAGCUGCACGAACAGCACGAGCUUCUCUACACGGUGAUGACUUACGUCUCCGGGGUGCUCUACUAUCUCUCCACCUGCAUCAAUCCGCUGCUCUACAACAUCAUGAGCAACAAGUUCCGCGAGGCCUUCAAGAUAUCCCUAUUUCAGGCCGUGCUCUUUGGCAAAAAGUUGUCCAAGGGUUCGUUGAACUCCCGCAACCACAUCGAGUCGCAGCGGUUGAGGAGAGCCCUGAACUCCUCCAGCCAGACGCAACGCGUUUCCAUUGAGUCGGCGGAUGCGCAACAGUCGAAACAGACACUAACGCAGACCCCGCACCAUGAUCGUCUGGCCCUGGCCAAGCCGCAGCUCGCUUCCCAGUACGCCAUGAUCAAUGCCCAGAUCAACUAGAGGCGGACGAGAGGCAACUCAAUCUCCAGCCUCUCAUCGAGCCGCUUGCUUCCGAAUGCUAAUUUAUUUAUAUAUUGUUUAAGCCAGAUUCUUAGUUAGUCACUUGUUUUUGUCUUUACCGAGUCCACUGCUACGGCCGCUAUUGCUGUUGCUGCUGCUACCAAAGCGUUUAGUACAACCUGCAUUUGCAUUCAUUUGCCUUGCAAUUAGACCUUAAUUACUCGCUCUCUCGCUCUGUCUACUAUACAUUUAUCUACUAUAAAGAUUUUCAUUCAUACAGAAUCAAAAUCAGUGUCGGCACGAGUUCGCCUGAGCUAGUCUUUCAAGCAUUAAGAUUUACGGCUAUUUAGUAUAAGAAUAGUAUUCAAUGUGCUUCGCUCUCUGCAAUUAACUUAAUAGCGGCACGCCUAGAGGGGAUUUACGCUGGAAACAAAUGCUUUGCAGACUCAAGAAUAGAAAGAAGAAAGCAAGUACAUAUAGCUUUGCGAAUUCUAUGUCUAAGAAAAUAUGCUUAAACCAAACAGAACAACAAAAAUGUGGCACAAAUAUUCGAUAUAUAUUUUAGAAGCUAAGAUUCUAAAAAAAGUCAUUAAUUCUAUUCAAAUACUGUCUCCUUUUAAAAGCAAUUUCAGUUGGAAAUCAUAAAUAUAUAAUAUUUAGAGACAUUGCUCUGAUUGAUUCAUAAUUUUAAGAGAGUCAAAAGGGUACGACUAUUCAG
Molecule: messenger RNA, 2356 nt
Organism: Drosophila miranda
Lineage: Eukaryota; Metazoa; Arthropoda; Insecta; Diptera; Drosophilidae
Gene: PK1-R
Product: pyrokinin-1 receptor
Exons: 4
Coding region: 268-1638 (456 amino acids)
Biological process (GO): neuropeptide signaling pathway
Cellular component (GO): plasma membrane
Molecular function (GO): neuropeptide receptor activity
Source: RefSeq, a predicted model, not a curated record